This is a messenger RNA of Miniopterus natalensis, 695 nucleotides long. It is a transcript of the gene TMEM233, whose product is annotated as transmembrane protein 233. NCBI's taxonomy places the organism in Eukaryota, Metazoa, Chordata, Mammalia, Chiroptera, Miniopteridae. The record is from RefSeq and is a predicted model, not a curated record. Gene Ontology annotation, cellular component: membrane.
AUGUCUCAGUACGCCCCCAACUCGGACUUCAAGGCGGCUUUGGACUGCAGUCCCGAGGCCCACACCCAGGAUGACAAGACCGAGGAGGACGUGCCCAUGCCCAAGAACUACCUGUGGCUCACCAUCGUCUCCUGUUUUUGCCCUGCGUACCCCAUCAACAUCGUGGCUUUCGUCUUCUCCAUCAUGUCUCUGAACAGCUACAACAAUGGAGAUGUCGAAGGAUCCAGGCGGCUUGGGAGGAAUGCCAAGUGGGUGGCCAUUGCCUCCAUCAUUAUCGGCCUUCUCAUCAUCGGUAUUUCUUGUGCAGUUCACUUCACAAGGAAAGCCUGAGCCGCCGGCGGGCGGCGAGCACGCAGGCCGGACCUCACCCACACCCCCGAAGGAGCUUCUGAGGAAUGGAUCCUUGGCUUCCGACUAUGAGAUCUUUUCCUCCAGGACUCUCCAGAGGCAGGUCCCUGGCAAACGAACUUUUUUUAAAAAAAAGUCCAAAAUGUAGGAAAACCAAGCAGCACAGCCAGGUCAGCCAGCUAUUGAUUGUUUUUUAAAAACCAAGUGUCGCUGUUUCAGUUUAGCAAAAGCCAUUGUGUCCAUUGCUCUUCUCCAGAGACGAGCCUCAGGAAAUCUCAUUACUUUUAAGUGGAGGUCAGGGAAAGUGUCCAGAUUUGGGGGAGGAGAGGGAGGUUCUAGGAAGAGCA